Peniophora sp. CBMAI 1063 is the source of this 4470-nucleotide messenger RNA. The record is from the annotation of a GenBank genome assembly. NCBI's taxonomy places the organism in Eukaryota, Fungi, Basidiomycota, Agaricomycetes, Russulales, Peniophoraceae.
AUGGCAGUCGGCAAAAAGCGGCAACUCGAGGACUCCGCGUCCGCGCCGAAGCCGAAGAAGACCAAGGUCGCGUCUGCCGGCCCAAAGGAGAAGAAGGAGAAAAAGACGGGCACAGUCUACACACCCGUCACCGCGCCAGAGGAGGUCGACUUUCCGCGCGGAGGCGGCAGCUCGCUCACGCCCUACGAGAUCAAGACAGUUCGCGCCGAGGCUGUCAAGGAGGCGAAUGAUGAACUGUUCAAGGAGAACCAAGCACAGCAAAAGCAAAAGAGGCAGAGGAGAAAGUCGGAUGUGAAGGCCAAAGGAAAGGGCAAGGCGGAGGAUGGAGAGGAGGGAAGCACAAUACGCGUUGAACACCUGAACUACAAGCGCGUGUCUGUCGGCAUGAAGAUCCUCGCUCAGAUUACCGCUAUCCAGCCCCUCGCUCUUCUCGUCUCUCUCCCGAACCAGCUCGCCGGUCACGUUCCUAUAACGAAUAUCUCCUCAGAGCUCACACAAGCUCUCGAAAGGAUGGACGUGGACAGCUCGGCCGAGGAAGACGAUGAGGAAGAGGAGGGAAAGACGUUGGGUUCGCCCGAGCUAACCGACCUCUUCGCAAUCGGCCAGUACGUGCGCUGCAUCGUCACGGCUGUGCAUGCCGCGGGUACUACGGAGGGCGCGAUGCUUGGGAAGAGCAGAGAUGCUACGGAGAAGGCAAGCCGGCGCGUCGAGCUCAGCCUGAACCCCGAGCAGGUCAACGAGAACGUCGCAAAGGCGGAUCUGAAACCCGGUUUUGCAUUGUCAGCGUCGGUGCAGAGCGUGGAGGACCAUGGCUAUAUCCUCAACCUAGGUGUGCCGAAGGUCGCAGGCUUCCUGUCUUUCAAGGACGCCAAGAAACGGUUCGGCGACGAUAAACUCAGAGUCGGUCGCAUAGUGGACGUCGUCGCUUCCAAACUCUCCAGCAACGGUCGCACGUGCAACGUCACAGUAGCAGAGUCAGCAGUGAGGGAUGCAUCAGUCACUGAAGUAUCCGGCGUCGGCUCUGUGCUUCCCGGAGAGCUUGUACAAUGUCUUGUUACCGCCAUCUCUGAGCUCGGGCUUGUCGUCCAGAUUCUCGGCUUUUUCGACGGGACCAUCGACGAGUUUCACUUGCCGCCCGGUAACCCCGAAGACAACUUCAAGCUCGGUCAGAAGUUGAAAGCGCGAGUCCUAUACGAAGUUGCAGGCGCUUCGCCACCCAGGUUCGCGCUGUCCUUGGCAGAGCACGUGCUGAAGCUUUCGCCAAAGCGAUCAUCAGAAGAGGAAGACACACCAUCUACACUGCAGGAAACGUAUCCCAUCGGCACGACAUUAGAAGGCGUCAAAGUCGCAAAGGUGGAGACGGAGCGCGGUCUGCUUGUGGAAGUCCAACCGGGUCUGCUAGGCUUCGUUCACAUAUCGCAUGUGUCCGACGAACAUGUUGUGUCUCUACCCUCCAACGCCGGCGCAUGGAAGAUAGGCUCGUCACAACGAGCGCGCGUCAUCGGCUACUACCCUCUCGACGGCUUGCUGCAGCUAUCUCUGCGGCCUACCGUACUGGAGCAGAAGUUCCUGCAAGUCGGCGACGUGCAACCAGGCGAACUUGUCAAGGGCACUAUAAAACGCUUGACCGACGCCGCACUCUUCGUCUCCAUCUCCGGAAACGUUGACGCAGUGGUCUUCCCUAAUCACUAUGCCGACAUUCCGUUGAAGCAGCCCCAACGACGGUUCAAACCUGGGGGCUCUAUCAAAUGCAGGGUACUCGUUGUCGAUCCCGAGCGCAAGCGCAUCGCCUUAACGGCGAAGAAGACGCUCGUCGAGUCGGACCUUCCCAUCAUUGCCGCGUUCGAGGACGCGAAAGUUGGGAUGGUGACGCACGCGACUGUCUUCCGUGUCACGGAGAAGCGCCUGCAGAUCGAGUUCUUCAACAAUGUCAAGGGCGCUGUGCCCGCGAAGGAGGCUGUUGAGACUGGCGACCUUGCGGCCGCGUAUACUGCGGGCAAGCCCGUGCGUGUACGCAUAGUUUCCAUCAACACCGAAUCACGUUUCAUCACUGCGAGCAUCCUCAAAGCAAGCGCCGCCCACGAGCCUAAGCCUAUUCCGGACAUCAGUGGCGUUGAGAUCGGCAGCGAAGUAUCGGGCGUCAUUCAGGAUGUCCACAAGGAGAAUGUUGUCUGCACUCUCCAGCCCUCGGGUAUCCGCGCUCUUCUCUCGCUGAAGAACCUUGCGAACGCACGGAAGGUCCCUGUCGCGCAGCUCCGUGGUGUGUUGAAAGCAGGGGACGAGCUACCGAGUUUGCUCGUUGUGGCUCGCGAGCCAGAGAAGGGCUUCGUCAUCGUGGCGAGUCGGCCUCGCGGGAAACCGGUGGUCGAGCAAGACACGCCGCUCACGUUGGACACUGUGCAAGUAGGACAACUCGUCGCCGGUCGUGUCUUGCGCCAAGCGCGUGGCGGUACGCUGCUCAAGAUCACCGGGAGCAUCACUGGCACUCUCCAUCCUACGGACUCAGCGGAUGACUACGAAGCUAGCACGCCGUUCCCGGGCGCUGAUACUAUCGUGCGCGGCGCUGUCGUUGAGAUCGACCGUGCGCACAGGCAAUUGACACUGUCGUCGCGCGCCUCGCGGAUGCAUCCGGACGAGGAGCCUGACGUCAUUGACCCGGAGAUCAAGAGCGUGGACGAGUUGAAGGUCGGCAAGACUGCACGCGGCUUCGUCAAGAGCGUCGCGGAACAUGGGCUAUUCGUGUCUAUCGGCCGGAAUCUGGACGCACGCGUGCAGAUUAAGGAGCUCUUUGACGAGUAUGUCAAAGAGUGGAAGCCGCGCUUUCAAGUCCAGCAACUUGUGAAGGGCCGUGUCCUCACUAUCGACCCCGAGCGCAAGACGGUCGAGCUCACCUUCCGCUCCGGCGAUAUGUCCAAGCUCAAGUCCUCCAACUCGCUCUCUUCGUUCAGUGAGGGCCAGAAGAUCGAAGGGCGCGUCAAGAAGAUCGAGGACUACGGCCUGUUCAUUGAGAUACAAGGAACAAAGAUCUCCGGGCUAUGCCAUAAGUCUGAGCUCUCGGACAACAAAGAUGCCGACACAACACUCGCUCUUCGUAGCUUCCGCGUGGACGACACCGUCAAGGCCGUCAUCAAGUCAAUCGACCUCGAGAAGAAGCGUAUCGGCUUCAGCCUCAAGCCAUCGAACUUCUCCGCGGAGGACUUCGAUUCUGACGAGGAGGCCGAUGCUCAGCCGCUCGGCGUGGUGGAGGAUGUUGAGAUGGUUGACGAAGAAGGGUCGGAUGAGGAGGAUGGUGACGCUGGAGAGGAUGAUCAGGAUGAGGAGGUUGCCGACGAGGCAGAAGUCGCUCCGAAUGGGUCAGACCUUGAGUCGGAUUCGGACGAUGAGGAGGCGAUGGCGGUCGACCUUGAGACGAUCACAUCAGCGCCCACACCCGCACCUAUCGCCGGUACCUCGAAGUCUGCAGGUAACGCUGCGCCUUCUCUGCAGCUGAAGCGUGGCUUCCAAUGGAAUGAGGGUGACAUCGGCGCCGAAGAUGACGGAUCCGAUGCUUCUUCCGAUAGCGACGACGAAGACGCCGGCGGCAAGAAGAAGCGCAAGAAGAAGAAAGAGAUCGAGCUCGACUUGACGGCGGACUUGCAGACCAAGACGCCCGACUCGAACGCGGACUUUGAGCGCGUGCUGCUAGGGUCCCCAAACAGCUCAUACCUCUGGAUUCAGUACAUGUCUUUCCUUCUGCAACUCGGUGACGCGGAUAAGGCUCGUGAGGUUGGCCGGCGUGCUGUGCAGACCAUCAGCUUCCGAGAGGAGCAGGAGCGCUUGAACGUCUGGAUCGCGUUGCUCAAUCUUGAGAACGUGUACGGUACGGAGGAGAGCCUGGAAUCGGUAUUCAAGGACGCUGCAAGGCAUUGCGACUCCAAGACGAUCCAUCUGCGCAUGGCGACGAUCUUCGAACAGUCGGAGAAGUUUGAGGCCGCAGAGGAACAGUUCAAGAAGACGGCCAAGAAGUUCGGACAGAGCUCGAAGGUUUGGACGCUCUUCGCGGAGUUCUACCUCAAGCGCGGCGACGUUGAGAGUGCACGCAAACUCCUUCCGCGUAGCCUGCAAAGCCUUGAGAAGCGCAAACACCUAAAGACGAUAUCCCGCUUCGCGCAACUGGAGUACAAGAUCGGCGAUCCGGAGCGUGGGAAGACCAUCUUCGAGGGCAUUGUUGACUCCCACCCGAAGCGUUGGGAUCUAUGGUCUAUCUACAUGGACAUGGAGGCAGGUCAGCAAGAUAUUCAGAGCUUGCGUGGCCUUUUCGGCCGGGUUCUCGCGCUGAAGAUGACAAGCCACAAGGCGAAAUCAUUCUUCAAGAAGUGGCUGGAACUCGAGAGGCGUCUGGGUGAUGAUGAGGGUGCCGAGGCCGUAAAGGCUAAGGCUAUUGAGUGGACACAGCGCGCUGCUAACCGGGACGCCGCCGACGAGGCAUGA